CAUUCCUUUUUGGUUUCGUAUUGUGUGUUGUCGCCUGCGGUUCCGUCAUCCGUAUCUAUUCGCGAUCAAGGCGAUUCGCGUACGACUUACGAAUGUAGAUUUUAGAUUUAUUUAUUUUAAUAUCACGCUCUCGUUCCACUUUUCGUUAUUUUUUAGUUUUAUCGUUCUAUAAUGAGCUGUGUUAUUUGGAAUUUAUUUAUGUGAAACAAAGGCUGUGAGUGUCGAAACGAAAGCAAAUGAUUAUUAUGAUGUCACUGCUAUUAGAUCCUUGAAUAAUGAGUGUUAAUGUUAAAGACGUUUCAAGUCCUGUUUCUGAAGGGCAGAGUAGUGUUCUGGAAGUGGGUGAAAAAGAAAGUGAGGUGACUUCAAAGGAAAAUGUUGAGGAAGGUCAGUGUUCAGAGCCAUCAACACCUAAACCUCAUCCAAUGGCUUUCACAGUUGAUUUUGGUGAGGCGAAACGGUAUGAUAAUCGUAGACUCGAAGAGUUAGCGAAAAAAUCUCAAGCUCGGCAUCAGAGGGUCCAAUCUAUGUCUGCUAGUGCACCUAAGCCAAGUCCCAUAUCACAACGUAUGUCCAUGAGCGCUAAACUACCCCGUAAGGCACAAGGUUACAAUUCUGAAGGGUAUUUUUCGUCAGAUCAAGAAGAUGGUUUGUCUUCUUCUCUUAAGUUCCGAAGCAGUCCAUUAGCUCAAACUGACAAUUCUAUUCAAAGACAAGUUAAAUCACCUGUUGAGUUCCAGCCAAAACGUACGUCCAAAAGUCCAAUAGUUGAUAGUAUCAUGUCUAGAAGUGAAAACUUUAGUACUCGGCCCACACUUAACUUACCACUCAAAAUCAGUUCCUAUGGAGACGUCCAGAAAAGUCCCAGCUACUCUAAUUUGAAUUUUUUUAGGCAUCCUAUGACUGAUAUAUUAGAUCAGAGUCCGGAUGGAGUAAUGCUUGUUGAUAUUUCAAGUCCUGAAUUAGAUAUCUUAACUCCAGAUAAUGGUUUAUCAACACCAGAACUCUCAAGAAGUCCAGUGUCUCAUAAAUUUAGAGCGUCUUCUGAAACCCCUGAUCUGUUUAAAAAAUGUCCUCCUAAACCACAGGUAUUGUUCAUUGAUGAUGAGGAUGACAGGCAGUCUAAUAAUUCAUCUACUGGUACAUACACAAUAGAAGGUGAUAAUUAUACAGAGGAGCAAAAAGCAAGAAUGAGUAUAGAUAGAACUUUUGGAACAGACCUCUUCAAACAUACCAUAGAUGAAACUUUAAAACGAAAAAACUUAGAAAAUGAUCCAGAACUUAUAUUUGAUUUUUCCAAACCCAUCAUAACUGCGGAACCAAGACAUGAUUUAUGUCUUCAUAAUGCACUUCCUAUAACUAAGAAGGAACCACAUAGCAUGGUAUCAAAAGACAAAAAUGUCUUGGAGAUAUCUUGUUGCUAUGAAUCUCCAUCUGAAAGUGUUUUAGCUGCUCAAACAUCGAAACAAAUUAAGUCAACACGUAGUUAUUUAGAGAAAAUUAAAAACAGAGUAAGAACAAUAACAGAAAAGACAUUUUCAAAGUCUCCACCAAGAUAUGGAGAUGGUGAUUUUGGUAUGUUUACUUCUGUUACAACAUCUGGUGUCUUAAGUUCAAAAUAUCCUGUAAAUGUAGAAAUUCCUGUGAGAAGGCGUUGUAGUCUAACAAAAUCAGAAAUUGAUAAAACAGACUACAUUCAUAGGCUAUCAAGAGAAUCAUCUGUGCCUGUAUCCUUACCAAGCACAAAAAAUGUUCUAGAAGAUGCCAAAUUCGAAAGUACAGCAUUAAGAAAUGCUCAAAAAGCCAUGAGAGAAGAGAAUCCAGACCUUACACCAGAAGAAAUUGUUAAUAGAUUAUCAUAUUUAAGUCUAAAUAGGUGUAAAGGUGAUAAAACAUGGAUUCAGCAUUGGGCGGACAGUGUUCAAAACUACAAUACAAAUACAUUAGGGAAGGAGGCUGGGGAUUUGAACAGUACCUUUAUGUUAGAAGACCGGCCUCCAAUCAGUCCAAGACUGCAUCCUACUAAAUCCCGCAGCCCGCAUGGCGGCACUCCCACAAAGAUACCAAGCCCUGUCGGGACCCUACUACACCGCAGGACACCGGACCUUAUUCCACCUCAAGAUACGGAGUCCUACCUGCUGAAAACGCAGAAUGCAAUCACCAACCUUCAAGCAAAAUUGAAUUCGUCGCGCAAUACCAACAUUCCGUCUCAAUUGACAACUAGUCUCAUCAGUGAGAAGACCCUGGUCUCGAGACUUCCACUUGCACAGCUUAGCCGGUCUAACUCUCUUAACUAUAGACUGCGAAGAAAGGAUAACUCAGGUGACGGUAGCCCACUCCGAAGUCCUGGACAUUACGUCAUUACAGGCUCCUCAAAGGUAGACCACCGACGACUCAACAAUCCCUCCAGAUCCUUAGACACCGAACCAAGACGGGAUUCAAACAUGAACAGCCCCGAUUCCCACAGAGGCCUCCUCAGCAACAGCUCAGACGACAAAACUCUCUCGAACCGACCCACUAUGUCGUCAAAAGCACACACACGGCACAAAUCCUUCGACGGACGAACUGAUUACAAAGACAUAAACACGAACGUCUGCCUUAAAGCUGUGCUGAAAAACAACGCCCUGGAUACCAAUUUCAGAAUCGAUCAAACGCGCCAACCACCAAACGUGAUCAAACGCUCUAGUUCGUUCAACACUGUCAAGAAUAACAAUCUUAUUGAUACACGAAAAAUUUCGCGGCGUUUGAGCGGUCACUCGGACAUUUCGGAUGAUACAGAUAACGGCUCGUUCGAUAAGGAUCUGCGGAAGAGGGUGUUCUCGCCGGAGUUGACAACUGUUCCCUCGAAUUCGCCACGAUGCCCGAACACACCGGAAAUGCAGAGGAAGUUCGGACCGGGAUUGGUUAGGAAUACUCGGGUGACCAGUAAGGGACGUAUGUCAGAACCGCCGAUGGCGAGGAAACCGACCAAUCAUCAGAGCCGACAGGAUUCCAAAGUUAUGAAUAGGCAGACCAAGUCCAGGUCAUCAACAAGAGAACCACCAAAGUCUGAUAAAGCACAAAAGAAACCUAACCAGCACCGUUCAUCAUCAGCGUUAGCUACGAAAGAGAAAGAGUUCACCAACUGGAAAAAGAGAUCCUCAUACGAUCCGAUGAAGGCAGCGCAGGAAGGGAAGAAGAAACAGCAGAUGGCGAAAAGGCAAGAAUGUAACAAGGAUGACCUUAGUUCACCCAGCCACUCGUCACCCGUGCAUCGAUCCCAGUCAUUCCACACCACGAAUAUGGCUGAUCUCACCUUGGAUUACUCCUCCGAGGGCACAGAGGAUGACCAGCCGACGUUGCCAAUUGACCCUAUGAUUACAUCCACGCAUUCUGACAUCCUGGAUUUGAGGAGAAAAGGCUUGACCAAUGAUGUGAUUUUGGGCAGAAGUUAUGUCGCAAAUUUUAAGGUAACCCAACCUGAGAAACCAAAACGUCACGACAAACACAAAACGGGCAAAGAGGUUGACAAGCGCAGAACCUUCAUACUUGACAGUGACACGAACUCUACGACAAACGGCAGCAGUCCCAGAAAUAGUUCAAUAUUCAGUCAUGAGAAGAAUUCGUAUACGGACACUGAAGGAGAGAGCGGGACGGAGAGUGCGCCCGUCAUGAGACAGAACAUGACGCAAGUGCAGCCGAAACAAAGAUACAGUGGUGAUUACUCUAUGUCAUCAUCAACAACCUCAAUUGGACAUAAAAAGCCUAAAGAAAUCCAGCCCCGUUAUAUGGAUAUAUCUAAAUACAAAGCAGAGAAUUCUCCAAAGACCUUCUUACGACGGGAUCCGAGUAAGACUUAUGUUGGAGUGCUAAAUGAACGGCCAGUUAGUAAGGGAAGCGCUCAACAUUAUGAAAUGGAACAAAAGAAACAAGAAUUAGAGAAGUGGAAACGCAGGGCGUCAUACGAUCCGAGGAAAGCCGCGGCUCUCGGAAAGUCGAAAACACCGCCCAAGACUGCGAGCAACGUCCUACGUUCGCAGUCGUUCCAUGGGCCGGUUUUGUCGCCGAAUCUUCGUUACCAGCCUUCGCCGGCGCAAAUAAAUGAAUCCUACGAUGCUUCGAGCGAUAACGAUUUUUAGGCGAAACGCCAAUGUGAUAGUUGUUUUUAAUGUACCCAAUUUGCUUUAAUAUGUCUAGUAGUAAGUUCUGUCAGCCGUCAAAUGACUGUCAUGUGCGAUCCGCAUAUGUCCGCAUGACAGAUGACUGACCCAGCUGCCGCCAUUUUUGAAAAUAUUAAAAUUUUGCGAGAUUCCGUAAGCUUGCUUUAACGAUUGCCGUGUAGGGAAUUUUUGUUUUUCGCACAAAAUAUACAACAUACAUGCACGGAAUUUUUAUAUUAUUUUACAGUUUGUAUUUGAGUCCCGUUUAGAAUAUUUUAUAUCUUAUUAAAUCGGACGUAGGAUAAUAUUUAAGCUAAUUGUUUAAAGGGCCAAUAUAUGAAAUAAUAUGAUAUAUUUGCGUGCAAUCAAAUUAUAAAAAUUAAAAUCGAAUUAAAUGCUCGCGAGUGUAUUGCUCAUAUCAUAAACAUCGAGUUAAUGUGUUAGUUAUAAAUAGCAUAGAUUUUUAGUGCAAUAAUUUCACAUUACAUGAAUUUCUUUCAAAAUUGUGUCACUUAUGGCUUUAAUUUUUUUGUCUAUGGCUAAUAAAAAAAAUGAUGUGAUACGUUUCAAAAUGAAAUAUUUAAGUUUCUAAAUUAUAUAUGGCGUUAAAGAUGUUCAUUUCGAGUUUGAGGGUUGCCAAGUUGUAAACUAGUACAUAUUGUUCAAUGGAGCUUAAUUUGUUCUAUUUCUCUUAUUCUUACUUUCACUGUCUUUUCUUAUUUCAUGCUGUAAUCUACUGUUUUCUUAUCAUGUCCGGUUUCUAUAUUCAAUAAACGGAAAUCUAAAAAGUGACAUUUUUCUAUAUAAAACGCUUUCGAAUGUACUCUGUAGAAUAUCAACGAUAUGUAGUAAUUACGGCUGGCAAUUGGGAAACUGUGCGGUUAUUAUCGUGACUGUACAUAAACUGGCAACCUAUAAAAUUUAUGAACUGUCCUGUUGUAAAGCUUGUCAUAAUUAAAUGCAGUGAUUUAUUUUGGAAUUAUUUAUAUUUUUAUAUUGUAUUAAAAUACUCAUAUUAGCAUAUGAUUUCUAUGUAAAAUAGGUGAAUAAUUGGAAUGAGUUACUUUGAAUGAUUUCAAGUCUCCAAAUUUAUAAUCAAUAAUAUAUCUGACAAUUGACAAUUAAUAUGACACGGCUAUUACGUCAUUCUAAGCAGUGUCGUUCACGCCUUGAAAGUCACCAUUCAGUCGAGUUGGCGCGAACGUAAAGUGUAACGAUUCGUUAGCGUUUCAAUGGUAAUUACCUGUCAAUUCUAUCCCGAAGAUUUUUACAGAAUGAAUUUUACCAAUUUGCAAAUUUUUUAUAAGUAACUCAUUUCUUUGGCUUCAGUAUUUUGUACAAAUUAAUUUUUACGUUCUGUUAAUGAGAUUUUAUUUCCCAAUUUUUGUUUUUUUCUCAUCAAUAUAGUUACGCAAUUUUUAAUGUAAGGUCUAUAUUUAGAUGUCAGCAAACUGGUGGUAAGCUCCGCCCUUAUCUGAUUUCCAUGGUAUUCGCUCUAAGCGUAGUUUUUUUGUAAUUGAUGUUAAGCAUUUCAUAAUUGUUUUGAUGGGAAAUAAAAAAAAUGUAUUAAA
Molecule: messenger RNA, 5710 nt
Organism: Pieris brassicae (large cabbage white)
Lineage: Eukaryota; Metazoa; Arthropoda; Insecta; Lepidoptera; Pieridae
Exons: 10
Coding region: 276-4118 (1280 amino acids)
Source: RefSeq, a predicted model, not a curated record